Messenger RNA from Mauremys mutica (yellowpond turtle), 5570 nucleotides. RefSeq names its product shroom family member 1 (gene SHROOM1). Gene Ontology annotation, molecular function: actin filament binding. Lineage: Eukaryota; Metazoa; Chordata; Testudines; Geoemydidae. Bases 462 to 5231 code for a protein of 1589 amino acids. The record is from RefSeq and is a predicted model, not a curated record. Gene Ontology annotation, biological process: actin filament organization. Gene Ontology annotation, cellular component: apical plasma membrane; cortical actin cytoskeleton; adherens junction. The transcript is spliced from 9 exons.
UCUGUGGUUGAGACUAAGGAAAGAGUUCCUUCUAGACUGCCUGUGUCUGUGUAAAGGAAUAAUAGCAAGCCUCUGCUCCGUGCUGGCACUGCAAGGGAAACAGCAUUGUCUGCAAUUAGUGGAAAAGACAAGCUCAUUCACGGGAAGCACAAAGGGAGACCGGUCAAGUAGUGGGAUGCAGACUACCAGCCAAAUGAAUGCUUAGCAGAAUGUGAAGAUAUGCCUGCAGUCCUCAAAAGAUUAAUGAGUCAGAUCUGCAUUCAAGAGAGAGAGAUUGGGCCAGAUACUGCCGUCUUUGUACAAUCAAAACUCCCAUUGAAGUCAAGGAAGCACCAACAAAAACAUACAUAAGGAUCAUCUACCUACACAUGAAAUGUGCUAAAUACAAUAAAAUGUGUUGAGUCACAAGCACGGAGACUUAAUCUGAAUUCUUUUCCUGGAGGAGCUGGUUGUCCAUAGAAAUGGCUUCCUAUGGGAAUGAGAUAGAAAGAUGGAACCUCAAGCAAGCUGGCAGAAUUGCAGAACUGUUGGAGCCAGUGGCCUCACCUGAUUAUAGAAACAGGCUCUCGCCACUUAAAUCCAUCAGCAGCAUAGACCACCUCUUAGACUCUGCUUACAGCUCUUUCUCUGGUGGCUCAAAUGUUCCAGAAUAUCAGUCUCCAUCAUAUUAUAAUGAAAACUAUUGUGUGCCCUUAGAGCAAUUGCCAUAUAUGGACUCGGAAUAUGUAAGAGGAAUUUAUAAUCCUAAUGCAAAAAACUCUGAUCCUAAACCCACACAUCAACACAAGUCACUGGAGCUGAGUAGUCAUGACAACUCGGACAAUACUGGGCUCAGUGGACAAUACAGAAGCACUCCUACCCAUGGGACUUUAUAUCAGUCACCAUCACCUCUGGCUUUACCCCCUCAUCCACCAUCACCACCAGCACGACUUCAUAGCUAUAAAGCUACCAGAAAUUUUGAAAAUACAAGAGGGAAAUCUAAUUCUGGAAAUCAUUUUAACUAUAGUGUGCAACUAGCUACUUGUGCUCAGGAUAUUAGCAAUGUCCUUCUCCCCUCUGAUUCAGGGACAAACUGGGUAUCCAGGUCGAAGAAUGAGGGGCUAAUGACCGAGGAAAGCGAAGAGCGGGAUCCAUCCCAAGAUGGCACAAAGCAAAACAAGCCUCAUGUUUUCAUCAGACCCUCUUCUAUUAUUUUUCAAGAAUAUUUAAAGUCUGAUUCUUUGGCUAAGACCUCAAAUCUUUUCUGUACUCAGAAUUCAGUCCAAGCUUAUAAAAUUCCUGAAGAGAUGAACUCUAAGUCCUCUCAUCCACUGCAUACCAACCUCUGUGCUGUUAAUGAUACACAAGAGAACAAACAGUAUCUUUUUGCCUGUGGUGUACACAAACCACCCUUUAGAGAAGCAGAUUUGCCAAGCAGAGUCUCAGAAUCCAGCCAACAAGAGGGACAGUUUCCCUGCAUUCAGUGCCCAGGCUGGACUGAAGAGUAUUCAAACUUGGAUCAGGAUGUAUUGGAGAGUAGCUCAGACUUAAAAUACAUGGACUGUCCUCUUCCAAAUGAAGAUGUGUCUGAGAAACUGAACAGCCCUGAGGACAAGAAUCGGUGCUCCGGCUCCAAAGAAGAAAACAGGAACGAUGUUUGGGAACUACUUCUCAAUCAACAUAUCAAAAUGCAGAAAUCACCACUGUCCGACUGCUUGGAUGGUGUAGAAACAGAGCCUACUCACCAUGGGGAAUUGGAUUUUGGAAAUAAGCAAUUUUCUGACAGUGCUGACCAAACAUCUUAUUACAGACCAAACAAUGACUCCCCAUCCCAAUUUCUAAAUGGACUCCAGAGAGAAACACAAGCUAACAAUAGCGGUCCUGACCUUAGCAUGAACCCAAAGGAAGAGGACAUCCUAAAUCCUGUUCAUCAUAGAAAACACCAACUUCAGUUUCAAAAGAAGCUUGAAAGGAAGCCUCAGGAUGAUCCUGCCAGUGAAAAGAUAAACAGGCAGACAACUCCGCUCCUUUAUUACCUUUCUGGUGGGAAAAACACCAACAUUCUGAGUCACAAAAAUCACACUCAGCAAGAUGAAGACUCAGCGAGUUUGCCUAAGACCUCUCCAAGGAGCAAUCGCCCUGUUUCUGCACAACCUAUAGAGAUACAAAGAGAAAUUAACCAGCUUCAAAAGAACAAACACCACCUUCAGUGCACAGGGGAUGAUACCAUUAAUGAGACUGGUGAUGUAAUUCUGGGGAGCUCUGCUUCAUCAGUGGAUGAGAGUUUCAAGAAUGAUUACAGGGAAAAACUUAAAGUUGCUCAGAGAAAGGUCCUGAGAGAAACAUCUUUCAAAAGAAAGGAUUUACAGAUGAGUUUGCCCAUAAGGCUGAAGCAGAAACCCUCCAAAAGACCUUCAAUUGAACAUCUCAGAUCGUUGUCCUUAUCCAGUGCAAAUGAGGAUGCUAAGUUGAUUCCUCCUCCCAAGUCUCUGGAAAAUAGCAGCAAAGAUGAAGAAACAAAGAAGCCACAAGCUGCUCGAAUAGGAGGAAGAAAAAGGAUAACAGAAGAACAAAAGAAAUUGUGCUAUUCUGAACCCGAGAAGCUCAAUAAACUGGAGGAUCAGCAAGAUCAGGGUGUAUCAUGGAGGGAAGAAAGCACAGGGGUCAAGUCGGAUGAAAUUAAUGAACAAGAUGCAAUGGCAGGCAGAAGAAAGAUUCUGGAAAACUGCGGGAGUGCGCUUGCCAGUUCCAAUCUCUCCAAGACCGAGUUGAAGCAAAUCCAGCAUAUUGCGCUUAUUGAAUACAUGGAACGAAAGAUUGCACAAAGGCCCGCUAGCGCUCUGCACAAACCACCCCUGCAGAAGAGGCCUUCCAAUGCUAAGAGGCUUCCUGAGGGCAAGACUUCCAACCCAGAUAUUAGCAGAAAGACCCAAAAGAAUGAGAUAAUUUGCCAAUUUCUCUCUCCAGAAAGAAUUCCAGAACCCUCCCCUGCUUUAAUUGCCACAGGGAUCAGGACCAAUAGACACAGUCCUAGUUCUUCUGCUACUGAGACAGUACAUUCAAAACCCAAGUCUGCUGUCAGGGAAACAGAUGGAAACUGCACCGGCAAAUGUGCUUCAGCUGAAAAUCUUCAAUCUGGGGCUUCUGCAUUCAGCAAAGAUCGAGAACGAUCAAAAUCAUCUCCUUCUCCUGCACAGGACCUUCAUAGAUGUACAACUUUCCUGGCAUCAUCUGUUCAAGGUUGUGAAAACUAUCCCAUCAUCCCCAGCUUCCCAUCAAAGAAUGAAGUCGACUUGGCAGAGGAAAAAGACUGCGUGAGAGAUGAAAAGCAGCGAGUCUGCACAGCCAGAGGAAGGGGAAAGUCUAUGGAAGAAAUUGGAAUUUCAGAAACUGUAAGACUUUCAUUGUUGAGCCAAAGCACAGAUCAGCUUCAUCACAUGAAAAGCCUGCACAUCUUGCCAGUGCCUGGACUUGAACGUGGUAAAAACAGCUCAGCUGCAAACCAUCAAAGUGAUCUGCACGGCACCAAGUCUGUAUCAGGAAAUCUGCCCAGACAAACAAAUACUGAAGACACUGUGGGGCUCGAGAGAUCAGAUACAAUGGUCCAAACACUUGAAAGGCUUCCUAGCACAACAAAGCCCUAUGGCAUUUCCUUAGGUACUGAAAAUCUACCCCCAUGGUGUGUAUCCUCCCUGGGCACAUUGCAAUCUCCACUAUUACAUUCAGAGUCUCCUCUUCACUCUCCACUGGCCCUAUCUUCUGUGGAAGAAGACAAUGUUUUCUUCAAUGACUCCGUCACUAAUGGCUUAGAAAUAACGUCAAAGCCUUCUUGUCUCUAUGGACAAAGUGAUACUUUAGUUUCAAGGACAGACAUGCCGGAAUCUCUCCCGACUGCAUUGUCUUUGCAAGUUGCCUUGGAGGGAAAGCAAAGUAAAGCAGAACAAAAAGCCAGACUCCAGAUUCCUGAGAAAGAUGAAUCCAGUCUUGGGGGUAGGAAUGAGGAGAAUAAAGACAGUAACACAGUUGUGAAUUCAUGUUGUCCAGAUGUCAAGGAACUAACUCCUGAAAUCCCUAUUCUGUUCCCCAGAAGAGGAGGCAAUGAAGAGACUCAGGUGGAAAAAGAAUGUAGAGUAAAAUCUCUGCCUGGCAAUGCUUCAAAGGGAUCCCCCCGGCAGCAACGAGAAGCAAAUGAUAUUGCACUUUCCCAGGAAAAAAUAAAUUGCCACACAGCAUCAUCAGCUCAGUCCGAGCAAGGAGAUAAAAUCAGUAGUUCAUCCUUAAAUGAAAAAGCAGCGUACAACAGCCAGAAUCGUGUCCUGCCAGAAAAGGAGACAGACUUUCCUAAAAGGAGACACAAAUCCCCUGAAGACCAGAGAUAUGAAGAACUUGUUAUGGAGAUCAUUGCCAAAGACAAUUCUCUGGCUGAUAUCCUCAUCCCUCAUCCUACCAGGAAAACUGCUCUAGACCUCCUGGAGGGCCUUUUUCCUGUUAACAUUUCAGUGUCUGACCGAUCACACAGGAAAAAGGGAGCUAGGAUGAGAGAAGAGGUGCAGCCUGUCCUGGAAAACGAUAGCAAGAAAAGUAUUGACGGUCCAACAGAACCAUGUGCUGAAGCUGAACACAGCGCAGGUCAGAGUACAGAAGAUCCCAGUUCUAACAUGAACCAAAUCCUGAUUAAGAACAGAGAGGGCUCAAAUGACCUUGAUGACAUCACUUCCAAGAAAAAGGAACUUAUUUCUAGCAUUCAGUCAAAACUGCAGACCCUCUGGGAAGAAAGGAACCUUGUCCUAUCCGAAAUCAAGGAGUACGUUCUGCGUGGUAAAGAGCUAGAGGCAAUGGUACAAGAUGUCUGCAAGCCCAACGAGUAUGAGCGCUACCUGAUGUUCAUUGGUGAUCUGGAAAAGGUAGUGAGCCUGCUGCUCUGUUUGUCCAGCCGCCUCGCUCGAGUCCAAAAUGCCAUGAGGAAAAUCAAUGAGAAUACAGAUGCUGAGGAGAAGCAAUCGUUAAAUGAACGGCACAACCUCCUGUCUAGACAGCGGGAAGAUGCAAAAGAUCUGAAAGAAAACCUGGAUCGCAGGGAAAGAGUGGUUUCUGGUAUCCUUUCCAAAUACCUGACUGACAAGCAACUCCAGGACUACAAACACUUUGUUCAAGUGAAGACCUCUUUACUGAUUGAACAGAAAGACCUUGAGGAGCAGAUUAAAUUUCUUGAGGAGCAGCUGGAGAGCCUCGAGAAGAGCAUCUUACUCUGAUGCACAGCAACAGGCCACCCGCUUUCAGGAAUGGAGGAUUUGGGCAUUGUGUUGGAACUCCGUACAUAUUCACCGCAUUGCUGCUAAGACAUGAACAUGGAUCAGUUUGAUGAAUUCAUAUUAGUGUCGAUAAGUGCUUAGAUGGUCUAGGGACAUGUUGGAAGGGUUCUUCUCUUUGGAUGAGCUGAAUGACAAAAUCUUACAGUAUGUAGCAGAUUGCAUCUUGAAACUGACUGAUGAGACAUGUCACCCUUAUUAAUUUGACAUUUUCCCUUCUCCCUGUCAUCUGCCCGUCUGUUUCCAGACUGACAUCAUCUCAAUAAAAGAAUCAUAAAAAUA